This is a messenger RNA of Neocloeon triangulifer, 6774 nucleotides long. It is a transcript of the gene peb, whose product is annotated as ras-responsive element-binding protein 1. Gene Ontology annotation, cellular component: nucleus. Gene Ontology annotation, molecular function: RNA polymerase II cis-regulatory region sequence-specific DNA binding; DNA-binding transcription activator activity, RNA polymerase II-specific. Lineage: Eukaryota; Metazoa; Arthropoda; Insecta; Ephemeroptera; Baetidae. The record is from RefSeq and is a predicted model, not a curated record. The coding region runs from base 266 to 5119 and encodes 1617 amino acids. The transcript is spliced from 9 exons. Gene Ontology annotation, biological process: regulation of transcription by RNA polymerase II.
GUUGCGGACACGAGCGAAAAACACAGACGGCCGCACGUUACCCCGCUGAACAACAAACGCACGCAGCAACCACCCUUGUCGUCGGACGAAAUCGAUUUCGGACAGCUGGACUUUGUGUUGUGCUCGGUGGUUGACAAUCGCGGGCACUCGAUCGUUGUUAUGCCGGCAAGAGGUGCACUCAAGUGCCUGUGAGGAGUUUUGAGCCCAGGACUUUAAUUUUCGCGGCUCGAAUGGUCCUGCUGCUGCAGCCCGUCGCCGCCUCACCAUGGGACGCCCAGUGCUGAAAAAGUCGUCCAAGCGCAGGCCGCCGGCGCCCAGAAAUGUGGCGCCCGUCCGAAAGACCACCCGCAGGACAAAUAAGAGUAAAUGCGACAUGCGGGACACGCCGGUGCUGGGCGCCACCCAGGGCACCCUGGCCGCAUCCACGGAGGCGCCCAACUCGUCGCCGGCGGCCGCCUCCACCACCUCCAGUGACCUGUCGUCUCCGGUGCUGCCGUCCGAUGCGUCGUCGCACCAGUCGCCGCUCAGACCUGCGAGGAGGACCAGGCUCUCCGAUUCUCUGCAGAAAACCCAAGAUACGUCCUCGCCAGACACGCGGAGCAGUACGUGCGCGGCGGACGUGAGUCAAGAUACUAGUCUGAACACCUCGGGGCCGCAGCUGGGCUCCAACAGCCCCCUUUCGUCGCCACCCGACUCGCUGAAGGCGUCCAGCUCCUCGGAGCCCGAUUUGCAGGCGGCAGGUGAAGCGCCGACGACGGCCGCUGUCGUUGACCAGGAGGCACCUUGCAAUUUAACUGGCGCCAGGAAGCGGAAAGCGCAUCGUGUGAUGAAGAGAGAGACAUCCAGGGACCAUGCAAUCCCAUCAGCCCCCGAGCCCCAAGUGCCGGACGCCAGCUCGAGCGAGGCCGGCACCGAAGGCGAAGAGGAGAACGGCGUCAAGUACGUGUGUCCGGUGUGCGACACCGUCUUUGACCGGCAGCACGAGUUCACCGUGCACAUUCGCAGCCACAACGAAGCCUCCUCUUCCUCGUCCAGCAGCACCAGCACACCGCUCAACCUGAACAACAACAACAACAGCAAGGCCUUCAGCUGCAGCAUCUGCGGCAAGAUGCUCAGCUCGUCCAGCUCGCUGGACAGGCACAUGUUGGUGCAUUCGGGGGAGCGGCCCUUCAAGUGCCGCAUCUGCAGCGUGUCGUUCACCACCAACGGCAACAUGCACCGCCACAUGCGCACCCACAACAACAACACGAGCAGUGUCAACAACAACCACCAUCAGCACGGCAGCAUGGACAGCGAUAGCAGUGAUAAUGACAUUGCAAUCAAAACCAGAAAGAGGAGGUCCAAUGGUGAUUUGGGCACCUUCCCCUCUCCCAAAAGAAGCAACAGCAGUGCCUCGCCUCCAGCUGCCUCCGUUCCACCCUGCACUGACAGGUGCGACAAGUGUUUCCUCACCUUUGAUUCCGAACGGGAACUCAAUCUCCACCGCUACGCUGCCCAUGGAGAUGAACCAGUGACCAUUGAAGAAACCAAAGCCCAAGUCGGUUUCAAGGACCUCAACUUUGUCGACUUUUCCACUGAGAAGUUCCCUCUGAUCGCCAAGGCGUUCUGCGAGCGCUCCGUCCACAAGGCCAGUUCAGUGUUCCAGAGGUUCCAGUGUGAAGAGUGCGGACGUGCCUUCCCGUGCGGAAGCGCCCUCAGCAUGCACGUCGCCUCGGUGCACACCGAAGCUGCCCCCAGAGACCUCACUUGUCCUCGCCGCAAGCUGCAGUACGAAGAACAAAAAGAGGACUUCUUCGCCGGACUCGACUUGCAGACCAAGAGUCCGCCGUCCACUCCGUCGCCCAACAUCAAGGUCAGGGCCAUCAGCGAACUCUCCACGACCCCCAAGAAAGAGACCUUCGAGACCAAGGAGGAACCAAAAGAACUGGACCUGGCCAAGUCUCCCUCGUCUUCGGACGAAAGUCUUCGGCAGAUGAAGCUGCGAGGAGAGUUCCCUUGCCGUCUCUGCUCGGCCGUUUUCCCCAACCUCAGGGCCCUCAAAGGUCACAACAGGGUGCACUUGGUGACUGGACCACCCUAUCUGUGCAACAUGUGCACCUACUCGAGCGGCGAUAAGGCCACUUUGGUGCGUCACUUGCGGUCCCACAACGGCGAGAGACCCUUCGAGUGUCGCCUGUGCCACUACGCCUUCACCACAAAGGCCAACUGCGAGCGGCACUUGCGCAACAGACACAACAGGACCACCAGGGAAGAGGUCCGUCGCUCCAUCAUCUGCCACUCCGAGGGCGACAUCCAGCCAGACAAGCCUCACGAGUGCGCCGCCUGCGAGCGGACUUUCCCCACCAGGGUGGCCGCCCUGAGCCACGUCGCUUGCGAGCACCCAACCCUCUCAGCGGCCGACCUGGUCAGACUAGGCGCCGACCCUGAGGAGGAGGAGGACGAGCAGGAAUUGCUGAUGUCACCAGGAAACUCUCCUAGGUGCCAAAGUCGUAACAGCAGCAUUGACGAGUCCCCAGUUCCUCCCACAUCUCAUCCCCCUAAAGUGGUGUCUCCACUUGACCUGAGCAUGGAUGCUCUUGAUCUCAGCAAGAAGGCGGCUCCUCCCGCCAGCGUUUCUCCGGCCGUCAGCACGGUUGUGAAACCACCUCCUCAGGAGCAGCCCGAGGACCUGACCAAACCGAGGGAGAUGCCAAUCAUCCCGCCUCACAUUCCCCACAUCCCCUUCUUGGGUCACACUCUGCCUGGGCCACCGUCUCAGUUCUUCCCUCCAUCCUUCAUGUCGUACUUCAGCUCACCUUUCCAGCGGCACCCCUUCCCCUUCUUGAUGCCUCCCCAUUUGUUCGGUGGCGCCCAAGCUAGCACUCCGCCGCCUCAGGUGCCUCAGGGUCCUCCAUCCUCCUUGGAUGAGGUCAAGGAGCACCUGCAGAAGGAGCUCAUUCGCAACCUGCAGCUCAACUCGGGCGGCUCCUUGGUCAUGGACGCCCUGAGGAAGCCUCCAGUGUCCGCCGCUCCCGAGCCCGUCAGACCUGUCUCGCCCAUUCAGACGCAACCGAAGCCCCCAGUCAUCGAGGCACCAGUAAAGAUGUCCGAGCCAGGCAUGAAGAUGGUCAUCAAGAACGGUGUGCUGAUGCCCAAACAGAAGCAGAGGCGCUACCGAACGGAAAGGCCCUUUGCUUGCGAGCACUGCUCAGCGCGAUUCACCCUGAGGUCAAACAUGGAACGCCACGUCAAACAGCAACACCCUCAGUUCUGGUGCCAGCGGCCUCGAGGUGGAAGAAGAUCUGCACCUACUAGUCUGACUGCAAUGAGGAGAGAUCCAACUCCCCCCGCUACACAGCUGUCUGCAGUCAAUGAUGCAGGAAAUAUGAAUGCUGACGCUCGGAUUUCAGACGAGGUGAAAUUGGCGCUUGCCCAUCAGCUGAAGAACAAGCUGAACCACAACAACGACAUGGACGAGGACGAAGCUGCUGAAGGUGACGGAGAGUACGAGGAAGAUGAGCCAGAACUGGUCAUCGAUGAACAGCCCAAGAGCAAAGACCAAGCCGACCCUGACCUUGCAAGUGUGUCUCGCCUCCUGGUCAACGCCUCCGCUCAAAGCUUCCAACAAUUCUUCCCUGGCCAAGACGACGAAGAGGAAGACGAGGAAGAAGGUUUCAUGGAAGGCGACGACAUGGACGAGGGUGUGCUUGAUGACGGCUCCAGCAGCGGAGAGGGCCAAAUCACCAGUGGCGAUGAGGGUCGCGGUGGCAGCAGGACCAGCAGCACCGCCCCAAACAGCCCUGGCAAGAAGAAGAGCGCCUACUCGACAGCGCCCAACAGGGUCACCUGUCCAUACUGCCACCGCAAGUUCCCCUGGUCCAGCUCCCUGAGGAGGCACAUCCUGACCCACACUGGGCAGAAACCCUUCAAGUGCGCCCACUGCCCACUGCUCUUCACCACCAAGUCCAACUGCGACCGCCACCUUCUGCGCAAGCACUCAAACAAGAGCAAGAACAAGGACGCCUUGGCCAACCCGACCUCUCCUCCGAGCACUCCAAUUGCGCCCCCUCCUCUUCCGCCACCCAGCAGCGAGGACGGACACCUCCACCUGAGCCGCAACGUCCCUGAAAGACCCUUCAAGUGCACCCUGUGCCCAAGUUCAACCUUCAGCACCGAACGCAACCUGCGGAAGCACAUGUCGAGCAAACACAACAACAAGCGGCCCUCCACAUCCCCGUCAACCACCAGCACCUCGGCAACCCCUCCCAGCAGCGGCAAGGAAGCGCCAAGCACCACUGACAGUGGGCGGGGUGUGACCCCUGACCCUCUGCCCCCUAGCAGCGAGAGCAGCAAUUCUCCUCCUGAGCAGCCGGUCGCAGUCACUCCGGCCAACCUGACCUGCUACAAGUGCAACCAGACCUUCUCGAGCGAGGCUCGCCUCACUGCCCACCUGGAGAGCCACUCCGACCUGCCAUUCAAGUGCCACCUCUGCGAGAACAGCUACGCCGAGCGGCAGGAGGCGCUCGAGCACAUCAAGGUGCACCACUCCUCCGAGUACGACCUCCUUGUUUCCAAGGGUGCUCUGGACCCCAACGCAGAGGACUGCACGGUCAACGCGCCGCCCAUGAACAACAACAAUGUUGACGCUGACGACGCCCUGGAAACCCUCAGGGGCAAGUUUCCUGACUAUGCCAACAGAAAGGUGAUGUGCGCCUUUUGCAUGCGUCGCUUUUGGUCUGCCGAGGAUUUGCGCCGCCACAUGCGCACCCACACCGGCGAGCGACCUUUCACUUGUGACAUCUGCUGGCGCAAGUUCACCCUGAAGCACAGCAUGCUGCGCCACCGCAAGAAGCACGCCGGCGUGUCCGGUCCAGCGGCGUCCGAAGCGCACAGUGACGAGGACAACCUCUCGACCGGCAGCAACAAGGAGAGUUUGCGACGCUGGGCCGAGCACGGUCUGGCCGUCUACGCUGGGGCCAGCAGGAUGGCCAGCCUGGCUAGUCGUCAUGAGGCGAGCGACGAAGCUGAUCUCAUUGGCAACCUGCUCGGCAUCAAAGACCGCGCCAUGAUCGACCACAUGCUGCUGUCCAAGUCAGCCGACGACGCGGCUAAGCUGCUCGGAGUUUCCAGCCAGCGGUAAAAAAACAAGCCAAAGAAAGCGUAAUUAGUUCCGGUAAAAUUUUCCGGUUGUAUAUCUGAAGGAUAAUUUAAUUUCCAUUUAAAUAACUGUAAAAAUGAUCAUCAUGGAAGAGUUCUCUAGUUUUUGUAUAAAAAAAGAGUCCGUUUCUUUCUGAAGCACUAGCAUUUUCUAGAGAGAGGCUUAAUUGUUUCUUUACCUUACAAUGAUGUUCCUCGGUUGAUUGUUUGCAGAUCGCUCUGAUCAAAUCAAGUAAUGGCUUUAUUAUUUUCUUGUAGAAAGUGUAAAAUAUUCAUAAUAUAGCAGUGGAAGUGUAUAAGUUUGUUUGUAUCUAACGAAGCUUUUCUGGCACCUACACCUAAUAUGCCUUAACGACGGAAAAUGGAGACAGGGUAUAGUCACCUGUAAAUAUACUUAUCUGACGUUUGUCGAAUAUAUCCUUGUCUCUGAAGUAGUUUGUUAAAAAAAAAUCGUUUGUGAAAACACACGUCUUUCUAGUUAGUUUGAAAAUCACUGCACCAGCAGAAGAAGUGCCUUUUUCAAGUGCACUUCUUCACUGAUAGGGGAAAUAUAGUUACCAGUAUAUAAUUGUUAACGGAACGCACUGCUCCAAAAAUUGGCCAGCAGUUAAUUUUAAGACCAUUGUUAGUCAUUGAGAGUUUCCACACAAAUACACACACCAUUUUAAUUACUAAUUGUAUAGAGAGCACUGCUUUUCACCUGAGAUGGAUAAUCAAAUUAAGCACCUCAUUUUUAAGUAAUCUCAAACCAAAAUAAAAAAGGAAAACAAGGUGUCAAUUUUACCAAUCAUACGCCUGCAUUCUUUGCCAUCAACAAAUUUAGCGUGCUUAAGAAUUUAAGCAUAAAUUAACAUGUAAUCUCCCUUUAAAGUUAGUGUUUAAUUGAUUGAUGAAAAAAUUACACUUGGAGCUACCACUCUUAAAACUUUGAAAGCAUUAUUAUGUGUGAUAUAAAUAAAUUAUUAUUAAAUCAAUACACUCCAAAAAGGUUGAUGUAGGCAUAAUUUCUUGUCAUUUUGUUGUUAGAUAAUUAACAUUUUCUGUUACUUAUAUUAUCAGGGAUUUGAUAUCAAAUGCAUUGAAUCAACAUAAUUUAUUUUAUUUUGUGUGUAAGAUAGUUAUUACAGCAAUUUGCAUUCCAUCUCUCGGAGGAAACAAAACAUAUUUCAUUGUCUAAUUGUAAGGAAACGAGCGGCAGAAAAAUUUGGAGCUCUGCAAUCAUUCCAUUAAUUUUCUUUGUCACACACUUUGGUGUUUAUGAACUACGAGAUGCACCGAGUUUUUGACCUUUCAUUAUUAUUAUUAUUAUAUAGACGUCUCACGAGUUUGAACCAGUUUUGAUGCACUGAUAUACUAUGAUAGGUACUUAAAUUUUAUUGUCUCACCAAAGGGAUACCUUGCAAUGUGAAAAUUAAUCUGCGGAAAUAAAAAUUGAAACUGAGAAAUGUACACACGAGCAAUCAAUAUCUUUGUAUAGGAGUAGCUGACGUUUGAUCGAUCAAUUUUGUUUUGAAAUGUGAAAAUAUACAGGUACGGCUUUUCACAGUGGAAGCAAAAUUGAAAUGUGUAUGACAUGCAUACAAUCUAUAUUGUUCCUUAUUUUAAAGAAUGGAAUAAAACAUGAUGAAUUUUCCCAAU